UGAAUGCACUGGUGAUUAACACCUGACUGCAUGCAGGUCCUCCCUCACUGUCUUUAAUAUACAGCCUCUGCUCUUACAGGCUGGAAGUAGACUGCAUAGAGACAUGGCACCGUUUCCAGUGUGAGUCUGCUGACACUAGAUCUGAGCCGGCGACAGAACUGUCUGGUUUCAGAAAUGUCUACGUCUCAGCCACGCAUGCUCGUCCACAUCGGGGAUGGAAGAACUUUUUCAAGGGCAAGGUUUCUGUCUUUACUUAACACCUACAACUGCUUUCUGAAGGACAAGACGCAACUGCAGCUCUCGGUCAUUGAGAACCCUGCUGGUCAGGUGGCCCUUGAGGGAUUACUUGUCGUCUCUUGGGGCAUGAAGAGACCAAUCCGCCUCAAAAUCCAGGAUGAGAAACAGAUGGGUGUGCUGGAACACUCCAAGUCUCAGGACUAUUCUCCAGACGCCAUCAGCCCACUCGGAAAUAAGAGGGGAAUGACCCGUUGGAGAGAAUUUGACAAUCUCAAUCACAUUGAUGAACUAGAAGAAAGCGCUCCAGAUGGUUCAGAGACGCUCAGCAAUGCUGGAGACUAUAUUCGAUACGAGAGCCAGACGCUGAGGGUGGCACGACACGAACCUGUGACAGAGAGCUCUGUCCUGUUCCGCACCAGGAGUGACGCCUCUCUGGUGAAGAAGAGAGUGAAGACCAAAGGAGCUGAGGAGAGACAGAGUAACAGAAAACAUCGCUUCUCAAUUAACGGCCAUUUCUAUAACUAUAAGACAUCGAUAUUUACUCCAUUGCAUGGGACGACCACAAACGUCCACAUAAACAGCACGAUGGCGACACAGGAGGUCAUUUGGCAGCUCCUAAAUAAAUUUAAGAUAGAAAAUGAUCCAAAUGAAUUUGCCUUGUAUUGCAUUCAUCAAAGUGGAGAAAGGAAAAAGCUGGGCAGCUCAGACCUUCCACUUUGGGAGCGUUUUCUUCAAGGGCCAUCAGAAGACAUCAUGAAAAUCUUCCUCAUGGACACUGAUGAACAGGAAGUUAGCAUGGACGUAGCACAGUAUGUGAAUUUAGAGCUGCCCAUUCUUCAACGAGUUCUGCGGAAGCUAAACGAGGAGGAGACCAAAGAGGUACAGCGUGUCGUCAACAAGUACAGGCAUGAGCACAGUCUCCUAACACAAUGCCUGAAUUCAAAGUUGACACCGAAGACAGAGACGACGGUGUGAAAGAAAACUCCUGGAAGACUAAAAGCCUGGAAGUGUCUAACUUUAUGGAACUGUACUGUAUAUUUUAAUAAUGCAUUUGUCUUAUUUUCAUUUUCAAUUCUGCCGGUUUAAUUACAAAUGUUAUUAAUAGAUAUUAGUGUAAAUGAGCAGUAACCAGGGAAAAUAUGAGGAAAAAGGCAUCUGAGGGUACUGGAAAAGCUGGGUCCUGUCUGAGAAUGAGUAAUGAGGCUCCAACUGGUGUGUUACCGCAGGGCUUUGGCAGUCGUGCCCUCAGUCUGCUGCUCUAAGUAAAUGCUGAACACAGUAACUCUCCCACAGAAGCUCCAUCAUCAUUACCAUCACCAUCCAAAUCCAACUUUCCAGCUGAAUGUUAUGUGUUUAUUAGCAUGUACAUUUAUGCUUGCGUGCAAAGGCUUGUAUUCCACAGGGUUUCUGGUGGAAAAAAUGAAGAAGAAAUGUAUUUCUACAACAUGAUGAUGAUGAUGAUGAUGAUGAUGAUGAUGAUGAUGAUGAAGAAGAUGAUGACUGUUGUUGCUAUGGUUGUUGGCGUUGUUAAGAAUAUUAUUAAACUUAGAAACUCCCAAGAGUUUAAAAAUGAAAUCAACAACUAUAAUAAGAAUAAGUAUUAGUGGUAUUUUUGUGGGCUAGCUUUGGUUGUGUGUCCUCCAGCAAUGACAGACACACACACAGACACACAGACACACACACACACACACUUUUGCACUUAACUGUUUUGUGGAUGCAUUAAUGAAUGGAGAGUUUAAUGUCAUGCCUUUUUAUUUCUGUAACAUACAUUUAUUUCAGUCUUUUGGUCAUUCAAUAUAUGACAAUAUAAUUUUCCUAAUUUCUAGUAUGAAAAUAAUAAAGCCCUUCCAGAGGGAGCUUUUCUGUAUGAACACAUCAAUAAGGCACAAGCUAUUACAGACAUGUGACAAAUGAAAGGAAAUAUAAUGCUGUGUGAGCAAUUAAUGGAUGAAUUUAUUUAUUUUGCUGGAUGCUUUGGCGCCACAUGUCCGCUUAGAGGGAAAACUGCCAAUGAGUACAAUGCAAUGAAUCGCUUGAUGAAACACAUCCACCCUGGUGAGACUGGACUCUUCUAGCAUGACUCCACCCCCAAACACAGGGUUUACUGAAUUGUAUGAUGAGAAUGAAAAUGAUGUAAAUCAUACAGUAUGCUAUGGCUUUCUUAUUCACCAGAUCUUAACUAACUGAACACCUAUCGAAGAUUUUGGAUUGAGAUGUUGGACAGCGUUCUUCUCCAUUAUCAUCAUCAUCAUUAUCAUCAUCAUCAUCGAAACACCAAUUUAGGGAAUAUAUUUUCUGACGGCGCAUCAUGGCUCCUAACUGAUAUGUUUUCCUUUCAUUUGUCACCUGUUAUUGUAUCUCUAAACACUGUGCAGUUUCCUUCAUGUAAUUGUGAGAGUAAUCUGUGGAUUAUUUGUUGCAA
Messenger RNA from Tachysurus vachellii, 2659 nucleotides. RefSeq names its product Ras association domain family member 6 (gene rassf6). The transcript is spliced from 11 exons. Gene Ontology annotation, biological process: signal transduction. The record is from RefSeq and is a predicted model, not a curated record. NCBI's taxonomy places the organism in Eukaryota, Metazoa, Chordata, Actinopteri, Siluriformes, Bagridae. Bases 175 to 1212 code for a protein of 345 amino acids.